Molecule: messenger RNA, 2169 nt
Organism: Verticillium dahliae VdLs.17
Lineage: Eukaryota; Fungi; Ascomycota; Sordariomycetes; Glomerellales; Plectosphaerellaceae
Exons: 4
Coding region: 1-2169 (722 amino acids)
Source: RefSeq, a predicted model, not a curated record
AUGGGUCGCAAGCCAAAUCCCAUCAUCUGUGAAUACUUCACCCGUGGACCCAAGCUCACCGACUCGAGCAACCGCUACCCGCACAAAUGCAAACUGUGCGGUGAGAAUUUCCCCAAGGGACGUGGCGAGGCUCUCACAAAACACAUCACCGAAAAAUGCCCAGCAAUCACACCCGAGCAACGCAUCAAUGCCGCCCUCAACCUCUCUGGCUUGCAGGCCCGCAGCCUUGCCUCUCGCCAUCUCAACGACCACGUUCGUGCCAGCAAUGGCAUCGCAUCAGCGAACGAAGCUCCCGAAGCGUGGGACGCCUUGCAGACCUUGGCCGAAGCCUCGCGCCAGGUUGGGGCAACGGAAAUGGUCCCUCAGAACAGGAACCUGAUCGACCCCGCGAUCCAGCAAUUCAACCCUCAUCAUGGUCAGCCAGAUCACACGAGCGGAUUGGAACUUCAAGAGCAAUUCACCCUUGAAAAUCCACCCCCUAGCUAUGAGCAGCCCGCCCAUCGAGAGAAGCCAAACCAUAUGCACAUUGAUGACGCUCUCACCAGUUAUGAGCUGCCGGAUCAGCGCGACAAACGAGCUGAUGAACAGAACGCCUCUACCCUCUUGACGGCAGAACAGAAACUUGAGCACCUUCAAGUGGCAACCCAGCAACAGAGUCAUGCUGUCUCGCCCGAGGACUCGGCAAGUCUCAAUGCUGCCGUAGCUGCCGUCGCUGCGGCUACCGCACGGCUCAACCACCAGCUGCUUGACGAGAGUCGUGACGGACCAUCCAACCAGGAGAUUGCUGACGCCCUUGCCUCGCCCAUGCGAGAGGUUAGCGCCGAAUCUCACCAUUCAGGCCCUCCCCACCCUCAGCAGCCAUGGGGUGAAAUGUCCUAUGUUCAUAGCAGUCCGAUUCCUCCAGCUUCUCUGAACCUGCAGCCUGCUGCUCACAUGGUGCAGGUACAGCCCGCACCGCUUUCAAUGUCGCCCGUUCAUGUUCGAGGCGGCACCCGGAUGUCCAUCGGCAAUGGCGUCCGGAGCGAGCACAAACGCAAGGCCUACAACCCUUCGCUGACGCUGUACUCGGCGGGACUCGUUGUGGUGCUCUCGCAGAAUAGAGUCAACCAAGCACGCAGCGCCUUUGAGCUGAUUCAGAAUGGAACCAAGGUGCGCGUCGCUAUAUGGAAUGAUAGCGUCCCCAUGAGCCUGUUCGCCUUGGUCACUGCCAGGCCUGCUUCUCCCACCGAGGAUUUGAAGACCGAGGAAGAAGCCGCAGAGCCAGCGAAGAAGGAUGAAGCGAAGGUCAAACACCAGGCCAUCAUGAUUGACCAGGACAAGGAAGACUUACCGGCUCGCAUGGAGACCUAUGUCCGCGAGAUGCUGCCUUUGCUCAUCGAGCGCGAAACCUCUCACUUUGUCCGCGUUGUGCUCGAAUUCGCUCAGAAAGCUGAGCAGAAGACUGGCGAUCUUGUCACACGUGCCCUCGAACUCUGGGGACUUAUCGAGAUCCUCGACCACGAGCGCAGCUGGACCAUAUCUGAGGAGCAGGAUGGCAAGUUUGUCGCCAAGACGCCCGAUGACGAUGGUGGCUCCACGCAGGACCUCUACACGCUCAUGACGUGGCAGCUUUCGGCCGCCGCCGAGCGAAAGGCGAACGCUGUGUCGCAGAAGCUUGUCAACGAGCUGCAGCGCUGUCUCGAGAACGGCAAGGUGACGCUGCACUUCGACGUGUACCUCACGAUCUUACUUCUCCUUCAUUGCCUGGAGAAGACGACCUGGACCAUGAAAGUCUGGGAGAUGGACGACUUCCGCCAGCGCUGGCCCCUGGACCGCCCGCCUUCUGCUUUUACCACCCAGGGCCAGGAGAUUGCUGAGCUGCUCAAGAUGCUUCUCGCUCUUCGGAAGGCGCACCCCAAAACGUUUCGCGGACACGGAGGCCUGCUCGAGGUGUUUGAGCCGCAAAGCCAGGCUGUUGCCGACUUUUUCGGCAAGCUGAGCCUGCAGUACGAUGAGGUCGUUGACCGCCUCAAGGGAAACUCUUUCACCCCGCGAAGCUCAAGCUCCCUCGAGUUCCAGUUCUCCGGCAUAGUUCUGCUCCCGCGGCAGGAGAGUGAUGCCGUGGUCGAGCAGACGGCCGUGCCAGCUCCAGACGCAGCUCAAAGGCCGGACCAGGCCAUGUCCGGAUAG